Galleria mellonella (greater wax moth) is the source of this 5194-nucleotide messenger RNA. RefSeq names its product zinc finger protein 37 homolog. Lineage: Eukaryota; Metazoa; Arthropoda; Insecta; Lepidoptera; Pyralidae. Gene Ontology annotation, molecular function: RNA polymerase II transcription regulatory region sequence-specific DNA binding; DNA-binding transcription factor activity, RNA polymerase II-specific. Gene Ontology annotation, cellular component: nucleus. Gene Ontology annotation, biological process: regulation of transcription by RNA polymerase II. The record is from RefSeq and is a predicted model, not a curated record. The transcript has 3 exons. The coding region runs from base 174 to 2069 and encodes 631 amino acids.
UAAGUACGCAAUAAGCACUCGUCGCGCGUUCAACUUAUAUACUAUCGUUGUACAAUAAGUCACUAACUUAUUUAUUUCCUUUCCUCGAUUGGUGGUGGGUUCUCCGUUGCCGUAACAGCACUAUGCAACAAAUGUAAUAGCUUACUAAUUAAUCAUUAAGUAAUCAAUUAGUCAUGGCCAAUGCUAAAAGUAGACUUAAGGCACCCAAAAGUGCACCUACAAAGUCUAGGGGUCGUGGUAGACCAAAAAGUGGUUUGACAGUGACCAAAAAGGCAGUUAAAUCAGUCAUGAGAAGAAAUAUCAAUGGGAAAUCUACGGUGAGUGAAGAUAAAGUGCAGUUUUUACUCCAAAAUGGAUCAUUAAUGAAGGAAAUAACAAAUGAAGCAUCAAAGAGUAAAAUUGAAGUGAUGUUAAAUAGCAGGCUAAUGAGUAAAAGUGGUAGAAUUAGGAAGAAAAGUAAAGAUCAUUUGAAGUUAAUAGAUAAUAUUUUGAAGAGUGAACUAAUGAUUGAGGAUAUAAAGGCAAGAGCGAAAGCGUCUAGUGCAAAUAAUAACAAUGAUAGUGAAACUAGUGACCAAAAUGAAACAGUGUCAUCAUCAAACAGCAUCAUACCAAAGAACAAUGUUAAAAAAACAGCUGUAGAACCAAACAAGAAACUGAAAAAAAAUAUGAGAUGUAAGUCUAAAACAACAGAGAAAAAAUCAUCAAAAUGUAAGACCAUGGUUAAUAAUGAUCUGUUACCAUUAAUCCCUGUAUUUCAGUGCCAUGAUUGUGGCAAAACAUUCAACACAAAAUCAUCAAUCAGCAGACACAUGUAUAUACAUCUUAAUUUAAAAACUCACAAAUGCAAUGUUUGUUCGAAGAAGUAUCGCAAGAAAUCAAAUUUGCAAGCACAUAUGAGGCAACGGCAUCUUGACACAGUUCCAGCCAGCCAGUCAGAGCCACAGUAUGAAAUGUGCCAUAUAUGUGAUACAACACAUGAAACAUUGAGUACACAUUUAUCUACUCAUAUUGGUAAUGAUAAUUUCUUACAAUGUGUUUAUUGUGAUAAGAAAUUCUCUAAUCAUGUUAUACUUGUACAGCAUGAGAAGCAGCAUCUUGUUAAUGGUGGGUUUCAAUGUACUAUUUGCAAUAUGAGUUACAGUACUAGUACCCUGUUGGAUAUGCAUAUGAAACGGCAUUUGAAUAUAAAACAAUACAUCUGCCAGUACUGUGGCAAGGAGUUUCUGAGGAUUAACUCGAUGCGUAGACAUGUUCAGGUGUGUCAUGCUGGAUUAAGGAUACAAUGUCCAAUAUGCAAGAAAAAUUUAAAGGGACAUCUCUCUGAACAUAUGCGAGUGCAUGAGAACAAACGUCCCCACGAGUGUGCACAAUGUGGGCAGAGGUUUACACAAUCCACCCAACUAAAUGUUCACCUCAGGUCUCAUACGGGUGAUAGGCCAUAUCCAUGCAGGAUUUGCGAUCGCCGUUUCUCUCAUUCAAAUGCAUUAAUCCUACACAUUAGGCGACAUACAGGAGAGAAGCCAUUUCAGUGUGCCAUGUGUCCAUUAUUUUUUUCCCAAUUACCUCACAUGAAAGCACACAUGCGCAACAUUCAUCGUAAAGAAAAUGCAUACAAAUGUCAAAAUUGUAAUCAAUUUUUUAAGUUAAAGGCCCAUCUGGAGAAACAUAUUACAACCUGUGUAAUAGGUGACAAGGAACCAAACUUUCAAGGGAACAUUGAAGCCUCUGUAAAGUCUGAAGAGAUCGAAGUUGAGUCAGUUAUGAGUCUAUCUCGGAUGAGGUACCUUUUGGCACUACUGCUCACUAUGAUCGCCACGAAAGCCAAACUCAAAUAUUUAGGUUUCAACAAACGUUCUAUCGACGAUAUACUCGUCGAAUCUCUCGAAGGCAUGGGUCAGAUAGCAUGCAAGGACGAAAGUUUGACGCCACUGCAGCGUCUAAAAACUAACAUACAGAUACUAUUGAACGGUACCGUGCCCAAGGAACAGAUGGAGAAGUUUAAAAUGGAGAACAAGACCACAGAAGACAUAUUGGAACUUUUGACUGAUGAACAGAAAACUACUUGAAAGAGACGACAGUGACGUGUCCGAUUCGAGGGUUGGUGCAACUGAGCAAUUUAGGUAAGGCGGGUCCUGCCUUAUGCCAUUGGAAUACCAAUACAUUUGUUUUACUUAUCAAUAUAAAUGUUUAUUGCCAUUUCUUAACAGUUUUUACGUGAAAUCUACUUAGAUAAUUUACAUCACAUAUUAAGAUUGUUCAAAAAAUAAAACAUUACGUAUGUCGUUAUACAGUUCUGAAAUAAGAGUGUAAAAUUUAAUGCUUGCCGCCAAACAAAGUGAUGAGUCCAAAGAUAUAUAAAAUUAUUUUUAUUAUCUAUUCAAUACUAGCUUUUAAGAUUCCGUUUGUGUUUUCAUUUUGAUAUUUCUGAAUGAUUGUGCCAUUGCAUUGUUAUUGAUCUUUAAUAUUUGUUAUAGAAGGAAUUUUUAUUACUUACUGAAACUUUUUUUUAAUAAUUAUGUCUGAUAUUUUUUAUUAAAAUAGGUCACAUAAUAUUUUAUCUAAAGUGUCUCGUCGGGUUUCCUUAUGACAUCUGCACUGGCGGCUUUGUUGACACUAAUACCUUUAAUAUAUUGCUAGUUGUUGGAAAUAAUUUUUGAUCAAUAUCAAACCUCUAUCCGUUUUUGGAAAAUGGGGGUUACAAUCCCAAAGUUUAUAAUUAUUUUUCUACGAAACUAUGAUAUAUAUUUGAAUAAAACCAAAGCGACAUGGAAGCAUUUAUUGUUAAAGAAUACGAAAUAAUUACUUGAUGAGUGUAAUAAUGAAAUUCCAGAAUACUGUAAUACGAUACUCCAACUAAUAAAAAUAACGCCUUUUAUAUUAUUAUUUAGGCAGUUUUUUUUAGAAAACCCCAUAUUACAUUUAUCAUUAUUAUGCUUACUUACAUACAUUUUUUUUAUAUAUAUGUUUCACCCAUGUGUGAUGGGUCUCAUCUAUGCAAUUGUUAUGUAUUACAGUUAAAUAUAUACUGAAUAUAUGUUUUUUUUUUUUGGUAGAUGUACAUCAAGAAUUAGCCGCUAAAAACAAACCCUAUUUUUAUUAAAAAAAAAUAUACAUAAUGUAAAGCUAAUUAGAAGCUUCCAUGUCGCUUUGGUUUUAUUCAAAUAUCUAUCAUAGUUGCAUAGACAAAUAAUUUUAAAUCUUGGGGUUGCAACCCCCAUUUUUCAAAAACGGUUAAAGUAGAAAUUUGGAAAUUUAAAAAAAUUAUAUCCAACAACUAGCAACACUAUAUAUUAAAGGCACCAGUGUCAACAAAGCCGCCAGUGCAGAUGCCACGAGGAAACCCGGCGAGACCCUUUCUUUUUACUGAAGUUCAUUUUUAUUGAACGUUGAUACGCACGCUAAUUGUGAAUGUUGUUUUAUGUGUAUUGUUUCUCUUAACCCAGUGCCAUCGGUUGUUUGUUUGUAAAUUAUUUGCUAGGGGACUCAAUUGUUAUUUUUAAUUUAAGUAUCAUUAAUUGAUAUAACUAAUAUUAAUUAAAUUGUCGACGUGAGUAGUAAAUUAUUAUUUAUUAUUAGCAAAGAUGUAGGUUGAAGAAUAGUGAUAAGUAUCGUAACAAUAUCCUAUCUUUAUAUGUUAUAAUAUAAUCCUAAGUCUGGCUACGAUAUUGUAUACCUACGUACACUUAAGGCUUGCGCAGACGGCCAUUUGUCUGUAAUUUUUUUAUAUGAGUAUUGUAGCAUGCAAUUUUAGUUAUUUUUGUUAUUGGGAUGAAAAUAGAAUGCCUAUUCUAACAGUAUGCUAUAGCGGAGCACCAGUGGAGUGAGUCUGCAAACCACGAUGGUUUCUAGCGGUGACCGCGUGGAGAUCGACUUGACAACCCUUUCAUAUGAUCCAUUUCUAACAAUAUACUUACCCAUAUUGUUAGCAAUGGCUUAAUUACUUCCCCCCUAAACCGAAGUAGUCUCGUUGAAUUUAAACGUCUCAGAAGACGAGGCAAAAAUUUUGUAUACGUACAAAAUCUUCAUAUCUUUAAAGAUUGUUUUUAUCAAUAUUCAUCAAAUUAAACAAGCUUUCCCUAAGGAGACUAGUCAAAAUUUUAUUAAUAUGACAUAAAAAAAUAAUAAUGUUGUAUAAACAUCCUGGAUGGACGUUUGUUAUUCAAUCGCACUUAAAUGAUUGAAUAGAUUUAAAUUUGAUGCAUUUUACUAGACUAUACCUAUCCUAACUUAAUAUAUAGAAUGCUUUAUAUAAGGUUUCAUGCGAAACCGUGGCAUAUAAUUAGUAGGAAAACGUUUAUUUAACAUUUCAUUCUAAAUCAAUCAAGCAAAUAAGUGCUUGUAGUGAAAGUUCGAGAAAUAUUUAAAACUAAUAUGUUUUAUGGAAAAAGUUGUUCAAUUUUUUUUUAAUCGUAACGUCUGGUAACCGUACGUAGCUAUUAAAUAUCAUAAUCCGUCAUUAUAAAGACUUGUUUUUAUCAUGAUAGAAGUGUAGGACGUCAGUAGCAAUACAUAUAAUAUUUAUUAUGUAGGUGUGUAAGAUUUAAUUAAUAAUAUUAAAUCAUAUUUAAGUGACUGUGUGUGGUGUAGUGACAUGCAAAUUGUCUAUGGUCUACGCUAAUAUGGAACUUUUUGUUUGCGGAUAAAAUUUCCUUUUUUUUUCCAGCAUACGAUAUGUAAACUAUUAGGGUUUGUUCUUUGCGUAAAAAAGUCCUUCAUUUGUGCUGGACUUAAUUCUCACUACGCAUCACGCAAAUCUCUGCCUCUGUAAACGAGGCAAAGUUAUAUUGAACUGACUGAAUUAAUAUGUCGAAAGCAAAGUUAAACGUUUUGAAUAUUGUAAUAGGAUUGUUUUUGUUUAUAUGCAACUUGCUUAUUCCACAUUAUUUCACAAGAUUGCAUUUCUAGUGAUAUUAAAAACCACUUCUGUUGUAUAUGCAUUUGUUAUAUUUACUGAUUCUUGAAAAAUGUAAUAAUAAUUAUGUACCAGCUAAUCAACAUCUAUAGACAACAGCAUCUCAAAAUUUUUAGAAUACAUGUUUUUAUUGAAUACUUUCUGAAUUAUGGGUUCUGUAGACGGUCAAAUGAUUUAAAGUCUAACAGAUAUUUAUUUGUACAAAUAGCAAUAGAUGUUUGCUAGAUUCGAACCGCUUGAUCUUCUAUGAGCCUCAUUAAACAUCGCACUGAUAAAUUU